Molecule: messenger RNA, 1388 nt
Organism: Thunnus maccoyii (southern bluefin tuna)
Lineage: Eukaryota; Metazoa; Chordata; Actinopteri; Scombriformes; Scombridae
Product: sarcoplasmic reticulum histidine-rich calcium-binding protein-like
Exons: 2
Coding region: 109-816 (235 amino acids)
Source: RefSeq, a predicted model, not a curated record
GAGGAAGGGGAGGAGGAGGAGGAGGAGGAGUUUAGGAUCUGGACAGACACAAGGGAGGAGCUGCAGAGGACAGCCAGCAGCAGGGAGGCGUCCACAGAGGACGUAGAGAUGGACAGAUGGUGGCAGCUCUGUCAGGUGUGCGGUCUGAUCGUCGCCUGCAAAAAGAGUCACAACGAGUUGAACCACGGCAACACCCUGCACCGCCACCGCCACCAUCACCACAGCAACACAGGCAGUUGUCACAGCAACAGGGCGGAGGCAGGCGGUGCCAGAGCUGCUGUCGUCAAACAGCAGCAGGAGGUUGAUGCCAGGACAGAUGGAGGGACAAGUGAAGAAGAAGAUGAAGAAGAAGAGGAGGAGACGCCUGCCACAAAAUGGUGCCAGGAAAAAGAUGGAGGGAGGAAGAGGAAGAGAGAGGAAGAGGAGGAGGUGAAACUAAUCCGUGUGAAGGAAGAAGAUGGAGGAGAGGAAGAGGACGUGAAAAAGGAGGUGACGGAGCAGCCGCAGAGACCGAGGAGGAGGAUGGUUGGCCCACCAAUCAGAUAUCUCCUGGAGUCAGAGGAGCAGUCACAUGGCUUAGGAGUCAAACACGCGAGGAAGAGCGAAGCCGGAGGCGGGGCUUCAGAGGACAUGUCAGUGAUUGACAGGUCUGAGGACGCAGGGCAGACAGGUUGGACUAAUCAGGACACAGUAAACAAACCCAAAAAACAAGGAAGAGGAUGUUUGAAGAAGGCUGUGGGUGUGUCCAGACACCUGCAGAGCGGUCAGCUGACCCUCAUCUCCCCCUGCUGUGUCAGACUGCAGCGGCUCCUCUGAUUGGUUUAUCAGAUGACUUUUAUUUGUCUGUCAAGGUCGUUUGGGUUCAGUCAGUUUGACGUCCUCGGGCCGACAGCACACACGUGUGUCAGGCGUGUUCAUGACUCUGUUUUAUCACAUGUUCAGUUACAGGUUUGUUCUUAUUGUUGUGUACAGUUUGUGUCAUGUGACCACUUGAAUGUAAAGAAACACUUCAACCUGCAGCUCAGGACACAGAAACAUGUUAAUACAAAGGGUCAAAUAAUUUAACUAAAACAAUUAUUUUUUUAAUUAAUUAACUAUUUUGUCAAUAUAUAAAAGUCCUACCAGACGUUCUCAGAUUUCUUUGUAUCUGAAAGAUUAAGGGGGGGUUGAUAAGUGACUGAAACACUUUAUAGAUUAUAGUAAUAAUAGUUUUCCACAGGUUGGCUCCUCCCAGCCUGUUCUGUAAGUUACUGCUGUUUUUUUUUGGAAAACUGAGUUUUAUGUCUGACUGCAUGAAGACUUUUAUUCUGUUGUGUUCUUUAUCAAAUGUGUAUUUAUUGUCAGGUGUUCAGUAGAUUUAUUAAACUGUAACUGAUAAAACUGAGAAA